UGUAUGCGUAACAUUCAAAUGAAUCCUUUUAGAGUGUUUCCUAAUUUCAUAACAAUUUUUUGGUUUGUGAACUCAAAAAUUUCCCAAGCAUUUGAGGAGAGUGUCCAUCACCCACACCAUUUGCAACUUGGCUGAAUUAAAUCUAUAGUACUACUCCAGGCAAUUAGCUUUCUCUGCUUCAAGAAUCCAACAUACAUGGUGUGUCUUUAUCCAUUCUGUAGACAAAGUAAAUAUUAUAUGUUGAUAUGAUGACAUAAUCAUUCAAGUACCCCUCUCUCUCCCUCUCUCUCAGUUGUGAGUGUGUGUGUUUCUGCGAGGACUGAAAACCUACACUUGAAUGCCCCUCUCAGGGAAGCAGAGCAUGACCACCCUCACUCCUGCAAAUUCUUCAUCAAGAUGGUGCCCAACCCCAGAGCAACUGAUGAUCCUUGAGGAGAUGUACAGGGCUGGCAUCAGAACCCCCAAUGCCUCUCAAAUCCAACACAUCACUGCCCAGCUCUCCCUCUAUGGCAAGAUUGAGGGCAAAAAUGUAUUUUACUGGUUCCAGAACCACAAGGCCAGGGACAGGCAGAAGCUCAGGAGGAAGCUUUGUAAGCAACUGCAGCAACAGCAACUUCUCUAUAAUCACCACCACAAUUAUCAUAAUUACCAUAAUAACCCUUAUCAUCAUCAUCAUCACCAGCAGCAGCAGCAGCAGCAGCAGCAGAGCCUUCUUGGGUACCUUGAUCAUCUCAGCCCUCCUGCUUCUUCUUCUGCUCUUCAACAACUUUCCAACUGUCAUAACUACUCAUCAGCUGGCUUUCUUCCUCCUCCUCAGGUGGGAGUUGAAGAUGCCUUGAUGAACCAGGCGUGGAAGAUGGAGAUCCCACAGAGGGUGGAGAUGGAGAAGUCCGUGAUGAGUAUGUACGGCCGUGAUUGGAUGAUGAUGAUGAUGGAGGAUGUGGGCCCACCCUCUCCAUGUUGUAGUACUAGUACAAGAGCCACUACUACUAGACAACCCCUCAAGACCCUUCAACUCUUCCCCAUCACUGCCACCAAUCUCAAAGAAGAAUCCUCCUCACCCUCCUCACCCUCCUCCUCCAAUCCUCUCUCUCCUCCCACCACCCCCACACCAAAUUACUAAAAACCCCAAGCCAAGCCACUUCUUCUGCUGCAUGCAUCUCUCUCUCUCUCUCUCUCUCUCUCUUUUUCUGUGUGGUGACUUUGUUUAGUGUGUGUCUUGGUUUCUGUUAUGUGUUUUCUGGGCUCUUCUUCUUCUUCUGCUCUGUGAUAUGAAAGAUCUCAAUUGUCUAAUGAGUAGUAGUAGGUUCUGGGUCCUAUAGAGGGAGGGUGGGAUGCCUUCAGUUUCAGUCUAUCAGCCUAUCAGCCUAUCAGCCUAUCAACUUAAAUAUAUAUUUAAAGGAAUGCCCUUUUAUUUAUGUAUAUUUAUACCUAACCUUUCAAACGAAAACCCCACUAGCUAGUACUAUUAUUACUAUUGGCAAUGCUAGAAGAAGUGUAUGCAUCGCAUGCGGCCAGCAUUGGCUUUGUCUCUUGUGUUUAAGCUUAAAGCUGACAAAUUGCACACCCAGACCCAGACUCAGUACUUGAACUGUUGUAUGAAUGUAUGUAGUCAUGUACAAGUCAGCUUUUUAGUGUUUGGUAUUUACUUGGUCUUUUGGACAUUUCGAAACAUGUCAAUGCAACGCAACACAUUCUGAAUGCUAUUAUCUUUAAAUUUUUAAA
Prunus dulcis (almond) is the source of this 1725-nucleotide messenger RNA. RefSeq names its product WUSCHEL-related homeobox 3-like. Gene Ontology annotation, molecular function: DNA binding; DNA-binding transcription factor activity. Gene Ontology annotation, biological process: plant organ development. The coding region runs from base 338 to 1123 and encodes 261 amino acids. The record is from RefSeq and is a predicted model, not a curated record. The transcript is spliced from 3 exons. Lineage: Eukaryota; Viridiplantae; Streptophyta; Magnoliopsida; Rosales; Rosaceae.